Messenger RNA from Egretta garzetta (little egret), 6359 nucleotides. RefSeq names its product RecQ like helicase (gene RECQL). Gene Ontology annotation, cellular component: chromosome; cytoplasm. The coding region runs from base 347 to 2332 and encodes 661 amino acids. Gene Ontology annotation, molecular function: nucleic acid binding; four-way junction helicase activity; 3'-5' DNA helicase activity. The transcript is spliced from 14 exons. The record is from RefSeq and is a predicted model, not a curated record. NCBI's taxonomy places the organism in Eukaryota, Metazoa, Chordata, Aves, Pelecaniformes, Ardeidae. Gene Ontology annotation, biological process: double-strand break repair via homologous recombination.
UUUCUGACUUGGUCAAAAUUCAGUUGGUUUCAUUUAGAAGGCUGGUGAGCUGUAUCCUUAGGAAUUGGUUGUGAGUUGGUAUCCAUCCCUUUUGCAGAUGGGAAAAAGUGUGUUGUCCUCAAGUUGGGCAUAUUUAUAUAGGCAGAUUAAAUGAAACGGUACUUAAACUGUUAUAUUAACACCUGCUAUAUUAAUGAAGAAUCUCUUGCACUAAAUUUGUUCCAAGUUUAGAAGGAUUACUCAUGAAAUAUUUUUUUCUUUUCUUUUUUUUUAAUUAUUUUAUUCUUAGUGACAGUUGCGUGGUUAAAUAAGGUCUCCUAAGAAUAACAUUCUCUAAUCUCCAAAGAUGACAGCUGUUGCAGUGCUGGAGGAGGUACUGGUUUCCAUUGAAAAUGAGCUGCAGGCAGUGGAGAUGCAGAUUCAGGAGCUUGUGGAUAAACAGCAGGAACUCAUUCAAAAGAAGAUGAGGGUAAAGAGUCUGAUAAAGCAGUCCUCAGGAGACUUGGAGGCAGGUGGAAGCAAGGACACCGAAACAUCAGCCGAGGCAUGGAACAAAAAAGAUUUUCCAUGGUAUGAGAAGAUAAAAACUGCACUACAGAGCAAGUUUAAACUCCAGAAGUUUAGGUCCUUGCAACUUGAAACAGUAAAUGCUGCAAUGGCAGGAAAGGAUAUAUUUCUUGUCAUGCCUACAGGUGGUGGAAAGAGCCUUUGCUAUCAGUUACCAGCUGUCUGUUCUGAUGGUUUCACACUUGUGAUAUGUCCUUUGAUAUCACUUAUGGAAGAUCAGCUGAUGGUUUUGGAACAGCUUGGUAUUUCUGCAACUUUAUUAAAUGCCUCAAGCAGUAAGGAACAUGUGAAGUGGGUUCAUACCGAAAUGCUAGACAGAAAUUCCCAACUGAAGCUCAUUUAUGUGACCCCAGAGAAGAUUGCAAAAAGCAAGAUGUUCAUGUCAAAGCUAGAGAAAGCUUAUCAAGCAGGCUGUCUUGCUCGCAUUGCUGUAGAUGAGGUCCAUUGCUGUAGUCAAUGGGGCCAUGACUUCAGGCCUGACUACAAGUCUCUUGGUAUCUUGAAAAGACAGUUUCCCAAUGCUCCCUUGAUUGGAUUGACAGCAACUGCUACAAAUCAUGUUUUAAAGGAUGCUCAGAAAAUUUUGCACGUUCAGAAGUGCAUUACCUUUACUGCUUCUUUCAACCGGCCCAAUCUUUACUAUGAGGUUCGGCAUAAGCCUUCAAAUAAUGAAGAUUUCAUUGAGGACAUAGUGAAGAUCAUUAAUGGAAGAUACAAAGGACUUUCAGGAAUUGUUUACUGUUUUUCUCAGAAGGAUUCUGAGCAAGUUACUGUGAGUUUGCAGAAACUGGGAAUUAAGGCGGGGACUUACCAUGCAAACAUGGAUGCUAAAUAUAAGACCAAAGUUCAUAAAGGAUGGGCAGCAAAUCAAAUCCAGGUUGUAGUGGCGACUGUUGCUUUUGGCAUGGGAAUUGAUAAACCUGAUGUAAGGUUUGUAAUUCAUCAUUCUAUGAGCAAAUCCAUGGAGAACUACUACCAAGAGAGUGGACGUGCAGGUAGAGAUGACCAAAAAGCUGACUGCAUUUUGUAUUACGGUUUUGGAGAUAUAUUCAGAAUCAGCUCAAUGGUAGUGAUGGAAAAUGUAGGGCAAGAGAAGCUGUAUGAUAUGGUGUCCUACUGCCAGAAUAUGAACAAGUGUCGCCGGGUCCUCAUAGCCCAUCAUUUUGAUGAAGUAUGGGAUUCUGAAAACUGCAACAGAAUGUGUGAUAACUGCUGUAGAGAGAACUCAUGUGAGAAAAUGGAUAUAACAGGAUACUGCAGGGAUCUAAUCAAGAUACUUGAGCAAGCGGAAAACAUGAGUGAGAAACUCACCCCACUGAAAUUAAUUGAUGCGUGGUCUGGGAAAGGUGUGUCAAAACUCAGAGUGGCUGAAGUUAUUCCACCAAAGCACCCUCGAGAGGAACUGGAGAGAAUUAUUGCCCAUUUACUGCUGCAGCAGUAUCUGAAGGAAGACUUCAGCUUCACGGCAUUUGCUACCAUAUCCUACCUGAAGAUAGGACCAAAAGCAAGUCUGCUGAAAAAUGAGGCACACGUCAUCACUAUACAAGGGAUAACAAACAAGAAAGGUGUUUACAAGGACAAACCAUCUCAAUCUUCAAAUUUGAAAGGAAGCAGAGAAAAUGCUCAGACUAUUUCAAAGACUGUCCGAGAUGCAGCAGUGAAGAAUUCACAGGAACAUAAACGGCCUAACUGUGGUUCUAACUUCAAAGCAAAGAAGCUUAAACUCCAGGCAGGUGGAGAUGACCAACCAGUAGUUCUUGACUGAGUUUCACAGACUACCUUUAGGAUCUAAUUAUGUUUGCUUCUCCAUGGACAAUGCAGUGUGUAAGUUCAGUUUGUGUUUUAGUAAUAGGUUUUUUUGUGCUUUUUUUUUUAUUAACACCCCCCCCCCAAAACCAGGGAAAAAGUAUCUUUUAAAACCCUCAAAUCUAGAAAAAGUCUAGUAGUCAAGGGAAAAAUUCUUCAUAUCAAAAUAACUAGUGCAUAUGUUAUACAGCAAUGACUACAAAAUGUGAAUAAUUAUUGUGUUGCCUUUUUAACUAUUUUGGAAGUGUAGUGUAUAGUAACACUAUUGCAGAAUCAUGCAGGCUGGAAGGGACUUCCGGAGAUCAUCUAGUCCAGCCUCCUGCUCAAAGCAGGUCCAGUUGGAACAGGGUGCUCAGGGCUAGGUCCAGUUAAUUUUUGACCGUCCCCAAGGAUGGAGAUUCCACAACCCCUCUCAGCACCUGUUCCAGCAUUUGACCACCUGCAUGACCAAAAAAAAAAGAAAAAAGGAUCUUUCGUAGAGCUAAUUGUUAUCUCCUGUGUUGCAACUUGUCUGUUGCCUCUUGUUCUAUCACUGUGUUCUUCUGAGAAGAGUCUGGCCCCAUUGCUGCUAUGCUCUUCCGCUGGGUAGUUGAAGACAACAGCAAGAUCACAACACUCACUCCACCUCCCUGUCUGUCAUCUUUUUUAACCUGGAAGAAAUUCAGUUCUCUGUUUUCUCCUCUCUAAGCCCCUGCUUCUCCUCUCUGAGCACCUAGGCAGCUUGGUAGCCCUCUGCUAGACUCAGCCCAGUGUACCAAUGUGUUUGUCUUGCUGGGAAAGGCAAAACUUAAUCCGGCACUCUAGCUGUAAUCUCACAAGUACUGAAUACGCAGAAAGAGUCAUUUCCCCCAAACUGCUGUUACAUUCUUGCUGAUAUAAUCUAGUGUGCAGUUGUUUUCUAUGCUGCAGAGGCACACUGCUGAUGCAUGUUCAGCUGGUUAGCUACUGGGAACCUGGGUCCUGUUCUGCAAAGCUACUUUCUAACCAGUCUGGCUCCAGGCUGUGCUGUUGCAUGGCAUUACUGCAUCCCAGGCUCAGGGCUUUGCUGUUGCCUUUACCUUAGAUGUCCUUGUCAGCCCAUGUGUCCAGCCUGUCUAUGUCCCUCAGAAUAGCAGCCCAGCUUGCCAGUGCACUGACAGCUCUCCCAACCUUGGUAUUGUCUGCAGACUGGCUGGAGCACGCUUAAUCCCUGUAUCCAGAUUGUUAGUGAAGACCCUAAAUUAUAUUGGCCCCAGUAUUGAUCUGUGAGCGUUGCUGCUAGUAAAUGGCCACCAGUUGGACUUCAUACUGCAGAUCCCAAUUCUUUGAACCAGGUGGUCCAGACAACUUUCCACCUAUCUUGUACAUUUAUCCAGUCUAUAUCUCACUGAUGUUUUUAGCUGUGAGGAAAUUUAUAGGUCAUAUCAAAAGCCUUGCUAAAGUCAAGGUAUACAACAUCCAUUGCUACCCCCUUAUUCACACAGGCAGUUCUCUCAGUCAGCCUGGUUGAUCAGGUAUGCUUUGCUUCUGGUAGAUCUAUGUGGCUGUUCCUAAUCACCUCCAUGUGUCUGAAAAUGUUUUCUGGGAAUAUUUGCUCCUUAAGUUUUGUGGGGGCUGAGGUGAAGCUGACUGGCAUGUACCUCCUUAGACCCUCCUUUUUGCAGAUGGGCAAGAUACUUGCCUUUUCCCAGUCAUCAGGAACUUCCCCCAGUCUCCAAGUCCUUUCAGAAGAGACAGUCUUGCACUGACCCGAGCUAGCUUCCUCAGUGCCCCUCAGUGCAGCCCAUCCACUCCUGUGGAUCUGUGUAUGGCCAGUUAGGCUUAAGUGAUCUGUAACUCCACCUUCCUCUACUGCUUUACUCCCACAGACUGUUAGUAGGCUUGGGGACCUGGGACAUCUGAGGGCAAACCUUACCAGUGAAAAUGAGGCAAAAAAUGAGUUGAGUACCUCAGUUUUUGUUAUGUCCUGUGUCACUAGCUCCUCUACCCCUGUGACCAGUGGGACCAUACUUCCCUUACCUUUCCUUUUGCUGCUCAGGUACUUACAGAGCUGCUCUUACUGCUUUUUGCAUCCUUUGCUAGUUCUGCCUCCAGCUGAGCUCUUGCAUUUCUAACUCCCUCCCUGCAUGCUCAGGCAAUAUCUCUUUGUUCUGGCUAUCUUGUACCUUCUGCCUUCUUUUUGUGUUUGAGCUAGCUGAGUUCUUCUCUGUUCACCUGUGCUGACCUUCUGCCAGCCUUGCUCUACCACAUAGGAGGUUGUGUUUUGGAAAUCAAGCAGCUCUUCUUGAGCCCAUUUGCCUUCCAGGACAGUCUUCCAAGGGUUCUGACAAGUAGAUCCCUGAACAAGCUGAAAUCUGCUCUCCUGGGGUCCAGGGUAGUGGUUCUGCUGUGUCUUCCUCACUUCUCUGUUGAGUUUAAAAUCCUGAAAUCACUUGGUCACUGAGCAACAUCUGGGAUCUGGGAACCCCAUAAGAAACAAACUUGUCAUUGCUAACCUGACUUGGAGACACUGAGGGCCUCUGUCCCCCACAGGGGGGACUCUCAUCUUCCUUUUCUUUACUCUGUCAACACUUGGCUUGGGUUUAGCUGGCAUUGAUGCAUCAUGGUGGAGCUGUCAUCCUCGUCUUUCUCAGGGCAGUAUACCUGCAACGGCAGAGCUGCAGGCGGAAAAGGAGCCUUUUUGUCUUGCUGGAAGCAAGAGGUUUCCAGCUUUCCCUCCUGUGGGAGUCUCCAUCCAUGGCUCCUGCAGGAGUAGUCUCAAGGUUUUCCCUCCUUCGCAGCAUAGGACUUGGGUGGUCCUUAGCUCUGCAGUCUCUGUGAAAAUCCUAUCACCUCCUGUUCCUCCUCCUGGCUGCUACACAGGCUGCCCACCUCCUCCUGCAGCUCCUUCACCCAGGAACUCAGCCCUGCAACCAGGGCUCUGCUCUCGCCAGCCCCAGGGAGAGACUUCGGACAUCCGGAGAGCCGGGCUGCAGCAGCGCCCUUCCUCUGGAGCUGUGUGUGGGUCAGAGCCUCUGCUGUGCCAGGGGCGGUUGUUCCAGCCCAGGUGGACAUCGCCAUCACUGCCAUUUUGAGCAGAGACAUGUGGCCCAUUUCUGCAAUGCUUACACCUACUACAGCAGAUUUGGGUACCUGAGCGUACUUUAGAGAAGAAUUUCAACAGGGCAUUGUUACAACAUUGCACUACUUCUGAUGUGUGGAGAUUUUUACGAAAUAUUGUAUGUAUUCAUGCCUUUAAAAUAUGUCUGUUGGUCUUAGAACUGGAUUUCUCUGGCUUGUUAUUAAAAUAGAAAAUUACCACUUCUGUACUUUUCAGAAGUACCUAAACUUCUAUUUAAAAACAAGACAACUUUGCUUGAUCUUGGCUCUUCCCUUUUGUAAAGUUACACUUUAAUUGGGAAAUAUAGAGGAAAAAAAAAGCCACUCAGUAAAUACUUCUCUCUCCUUUUUUCCCGCUCCUUCCCCUGUUGAAUUGGCUUAUAUUCCAGCUACAGAUCUGUAUUCUAAUUAGAAGGGAAUCCAGUUGUAUUAAGAUAUACUCUUCUGCUCUACAUGUGCUAGAACAUGGCUGCGUUGAGAAUUGCAUACUUUAAGCCCUAAAUGUGGGCUACAUUAAACUUAAUUUUGGCAGGUUUCUGAAUUCUAGUCUCUUAACUUUGCUCAUCCACCUAUCCAUUUGCUUAUGUUCCUGUCAUUUGUGGAAAUGGAAAGGAGAAAGCAGCCACGGGAGACUGUCACUUCUUGCCUGUGGCUUGAAGUAGCGCGUCUCCACCGUUUUAAAGAGCGGCCUGUCUCUCUUGCCUCACCUAUGACUCCUUUCACAUUCAUGUCUUGGUUCUGUCAAGGCAAGAGCGAGCCAGCGCUCGCUGCUGCAGAUCUUCUUACGUUACCUCGUCCUGCAAUGCCGAGCGGCUGACAGCAAUUCAGUACCCGUCUGGGUGAACACACUAAUAGUAGGGAGGAGAAAGAUGCUAAAGAUCACUCAGGAUUACAAAGUAAGAGUAGAA